AUGAGAGAAAUAAUUACAAUUUAAGUCGGGUAGGGAGGAAUAUAAGUUGGAAAUGCGUGUUGGGAACUAUUUUGCUUGGAACAUUAGAUUUAGCCUAAUGGAUAGAUGAUCAAUCAACAAGUUAUAGAAAAAGAUGACGCAUUAAGAACAUUUUUUUCAGAAUCUGAUCAUUAGAAACUAGUUCCAAGAUCUGUGUUAUUAGACUUAGAGCCUACCUUAAUAAAUUAAGUGAAAACUGGUAAAUUUAAGGAAAUGUUUAAACCAGAAUAAUUUGUAAGUGGAAAAGGAGGUGCUGCUCAUAAUUUUGGAAGAGGCCAUUAUUCGAUUGGCAGAGAAUAUAUUGAUAUAUGUUUGGAGAGAAUCAGAAAAAUAGUUGAUAAUUGUUCUUCGUUUUAAGGAUUUAUGAUGCUUAAUUCAGUAGGGGGAGGGACUGGCUCGGGUUUAGGAACAUUGUUAUUAGAAAAAUUAUCAGUUGAUUAUUGUAAAAAAUCCAGAUUGAGCAUUACUAUUUAUCCAUCCCCUGAAACUUCUGAGGCUAUGGUUGAACCUUACAAUUCAAUUUUUGCAACUUCAUCUUUAUUAGAACAUUCUGAAGUUUGUAUCGCUAUGGAUAAUUAAGCUCUUUAUGAUAUUUGUAAGAAUGGACUUGGUGUUGAAACACCAAAAUAUUCUAAUUUGAAUAGGAUAAUAGCCCAAGCGAUCUCAUCAAUAACAGCCUCAAUAAGAUUUGAUGGAGCCCUAUUUACUGACAUAACUGAAAUUUAAACAAGUUUGAUUCCCUAUCCAAAAUUAUAAUUUUUGAUUUGCUCUUAGGCUCCUAUUACAUCUCAUUAAAUAAUGGAUAACGAGAAGCUUUCAACUUUUGAAAUUACAAAACUUGCUUUUGAGGCAGAAAAUAUGAUGGCAAAAUGCGAUCCAAGGUAGGGGAAGUUUCUAUCAUGCUCUCUAAUAUAUAGAGGAGAUAUCAUUCCUAAAGAUAUAUGCUAUUCGAUUUCCUAAAUAAAAACUCAAAAAACCAUUAGAUUUGUUGAUUGGUGUCCAACUGGCUUUAGGGUAGGAAUAAACUACCAAGCUUAAUAAGCCUUGCCUGAGGAUGACUUAUGUAAAUCUUCAAGAUCUGCAUGUAUGAUUGCAAAUACAACUGCUUUGUCUCAAAUCUUUUCAAAAUUAAGCCAAAAAUAUGAUUUAAUGUUUGCAAAAAGAGCUUUUGUGCACUGGUAUGUACAAGAAGGUAUGGAGGAAGCAUAAUUCUUCGAAGCAAGAGAAGCAUUAGCAGGUUUGUAAAAGGAUUAUGAAGAAGUAGAUUAAAAUAUAAUUGAAGAAGAUGAAGGAGCAUGA
Paramecium tetraurelia is the source of this 1338-nucleotide messenger RNA. RefSeq lists its product as uncharacterized. Gene Ontology annotation, biological process: microtubule cytoskeleton organization; mitotic cell cycle. The record is from RefSeq and is a predicted model, not a curated record. Gene Ontology annotation, molecular function: structural constituent of cytoskeleton; GTP binding. The transcript has a single exon. Lineage: Eukaryota; Ciliophora; Oligohymenophorea; Peniculida; Parameciidae. Gene Ontology annotation, cellular component: cytoplasm; microtubule.